AUUCAUCAUCCCCCACCACAUCCUCCACCACAUCCACCACCACAGCCGCCACCCCCACAACCUCCGCCACAACUACUACCACAACCUCCACCGCAUGUGGCAAAAACAUCACAUCCACCACCUCCACCACAUCCACCACCUCCACAACCUCCACCGCAUGUGGCAAAACCAUCACAUCCACCACAUCCACCACCUCCACAACCUCCGCCACAACUAUAA
This is a messenger RNA of Ambispora leptoticha, 219 nucleotides long. NCBI's taxonomy places the organism in Eukaryota, Fungi, Glomeromycota, Glomeromycetes, Archaeosporales, Ambisporaceae. The record is from the annotation of a GenBank genome assembly.